AUGAAAAAAGGAUUUUUCCUAGUGAUAUGCUUAUGUUCCUUAAUAUUAAUAAGAACAUAUAGCGCAUUGUCAUUAAAGGGAAUAAAGGAAGGUGAUCCUCCUCGUUUGAUGUAUGAUAAUAAUAAGGUGAACCAUGGUAACACUUUAAAAGUUAGUAAGGAUGAAUUAAUGAAGCGUAUAGUUCAGGAUGUAUCCUACGAUAUUAAUAAUUUUAUAAACGAUCAAUAUGAAAACAACAACAACAACAAUAAUAAUAAUAAUAAUAAUAAUAAUAAUAUGAGGAGGGAUAAGACAAGUGAAAACGUUAAAGAAUUACAAAAUGAUGAUACAGUGUAUAUAAAAUCUUUACAAAAUAAACCCUUAUUAAAAAUGAAUAAUAAGGAGAAGAAUAAUAAAAUUGAAAUGAAGGAUUCCAAAAAAGGUAAUUACAACAAAUAUAAAAUAAAGCAUAAUAAUAAAUCAUAUGAUGGAGGUAUAUCAAAUAGUAGAGAGCAAAAUAAUGAUGAGAACUAUAUGAGAGAAGAACAAAGGGGGAAUAUGAGCUUUAAAUUAAAUAAUUUAAAUAAAAAAAAAAGUAGAAUUAAAAAUAAUAAGAAUGGAAAAAAAGAAAACAAUAUUGAUAUUAAUAAUAAUAUGAUAAAGAUAAAUAAUAUUAAAAAGGAUAUUCCAAAAAUAGAUAAUGAUAAUAAUAAUAAUAAUAAUAAUGAUAAUAAUAAUAAUAAUAAUAAUGAUAAUAAUAAUAAUAAUAAUAAUGAUAAUAAUAAUAAUAAUAAUAAUGUUGAUGGUGAUGAUAAUACAACAAUACAAAAUAAGGGACCUACUAAUAUAUCAUCAACUAAUGAACAUAAAAACAUAAAUACUAAUAAUCAGAAUAAACAAAAAUUACACAGUGAAAAUCAUCAUAAAAAUAAGUUGACUGAAACGUCACAUAACGGAGAUGUAAUAGAAAUAAGAAUAAUAUCUGAUCCAGGAUUUGUCAAAAGUAACCAUAAGAAAACAGAAAAGAAUAAAAAGUAUGAUAUGAAAGAGAAAGAUUUAUUAAGGAUAAAGAAUGGAAAGAGGAACAAGGAGUUGAUGGGUGUUCCAGAUAAGAUGUCCAAACGUAGAGAAGUAGAAAGGGAGAAGGACCACAUAAAGGGUAACUCAAAAAAUAAAAAUAAAAAGAAAAAUAAAAAUAAAAAGAAAAAUAAAAAUAAAAAGAAAAAUAAAAAUAAAAACUUUACUAUAAAAACCAAUGACGAAAGUAAGAAGAACAAGAUAAGCUAUAUCCAAAUGUAUACGGAUAAAAAUGGCACGGACGAAUAUUCACCAAAAUUAAAUGAUGAUGAAACUUUUGAUGAGGAUAUGUAUGAAGGAAAUGAUGAGAUAGAUAGCAAUAUGUCUAUAAAAAAAAUAAAUGAAGAUAAAAAUUUAUUAGAAUUUGGUGAUGAGGGUGUGAAAGAUAUAGGAAGUACAGAAAAUGAAAUGAUUAAGAAUAAAAAAAAUAUUAUAAAAAAUUCUAGAAAAGUAUACAAUCUUAAUUUGUAUAAUUGUGAUUUGAUAGAUGAUUGGGAUUUGAAUCAUGAAUAUAUCGAUGAAGAAGGGAAACUAAUAAAGUUGAGUGGAUACGUUUUUCAAAACAUUGUAAGUACGGAUUCAAUGCCUACAGUAAAUAUAACUGAUUGGAAACUCAGGGGAUCGUGUAGUUAUGAUAAUUAUAUAUGUGGUGCUUUAAAUUAUAUGAAUAAUAUAUAUUCUAAAGGAGAUAGAGUUAUAUUUGAUGGAAAAAUAUAUGAGGCGACAGCUGAGGUAUAUGAAACACCUAAAGUUAUGGAAAAUUUAUGGAUAGAAAAAACAAAAGAUUGUUAUGAUUUUUAA
This is a messenger RNA of Plasmodium falciparum 3D7, 1857 nucleotides long. RefSeq names its product putative secreted ookinete protein (gene PSOP7). The coding region runs from base 1 to 1857 and encodes 618 amino acids. The transcript has a single exon. The record is from RefSeq and is a predicted model, not a curated record. NCBI's taxonomy places the organism in Eukaryota, Apicomplexa, Aconoidasida, Haemosporida, Plasmodiidae.